ACAGAAGAAGAAGAAAGAGGAGCCGUUACGGCUUGACACCGCUAGCGCUUGUUAGCCUUGUAGCCGUUGGAGUCAGCUUCGGAUACCCACCCAGAAGUGCAACGAACAUGUCUACUGCUGGCCCAGAAGAUUCUGGCGUGGCGCCAGGCAACCGCCGCCUGCAACAGACCCAGGCCCAGGUGGAUGAGGUGGUGGAUAUCAUGCGUGUCAAUGUGGACAAAGUGUUGGAGCGAGACCAGAAGCUGUCUGAGCUUGAUGACAGAGCAGAUGCACUGCAGGCUGGAGCCUCCCAGUUUGAGACCAGCGCUGCCAAGCUCAAGAGGAAGUAUUGGUGGAAGAACUGCAAGAUGUGGGCCAUCCUGAUAGCGGUGCUAGUGAUCAUUGUGAUCAUCAUCAUUAUCUCGACUCAAACGUAAAGGAGCGCUGGUUGGGAAGGGUGCUGAUGGAGCAAAUGAUGAUGAAGAAGAGGAGAGAAACCCAUGCAGGAUGAAUGUCUUUGAAGAAGAGGUCACAUGGUUACUGUCUGCUGAGCUCCACAGCUGCUCUCCCUCGUGCAAGAGGUCUUCAUUCCUAGUCCUGGAUAGUAAAAGUGUGUGUGUGUGCGUGUGUGUGUGUGUGCGUGUGUGUGUGCAUAGUUUGUCCAAAAGGGGUUAUUACAAUAUCGCAGUUUUAUCACAUAGUUUGAUACCCAGCCAUGUCACACAAUACUUUGCCAAAGACAACAAAAAUCUAAUUUUUCUUAUCCAUGCUAACAACCAAUGCUGCCAUCCCAUGAAAAAACCCACAGAAAUGUAUUGCAUCAUAUAUAUUUUUAGGGGACUGUUGUCAUGAUAUCUUGCCAACAUUGACGUAUUACACAACCCCAUAUUUUGUUUUGGCUAUGAACGUUGGAUCUGGUCAUAAACUGAUCAGCUAAGUAUCUAUAUAAAAGAACACACACAUACACACGCUGGCUCAGGACUAGAAGUGAAAACUGUCAUAACUCCUAAACAUGUAUUUUUGUAUGUUUUUAUUAAUAAUAACCAUUUAUUUUGUGUGCCAGGUUAAGACAAGUGCCUUUACGAUAGGCUGUUUUGUGUGAUGUUAGUCUUCACUGUAACAGUAAUCCCACACGUCAAGUAAGUGUUUUCUCUUCUUAGCCCACACAUGCACGCACACACGCGCGCGCACACACACACACACACACACCAUUUGUCAAAGGUUUUCCACCAUUUGAAUUAAAUGUCAAUGAUAGGACUAUAAUCUUAAAAACCGUGCUUGUGAAAAUGUUAGCUAAUGGUCGCAACAGGCUUGUGAACAGCGACUGUCUUAUUUUACAGUGCUGAGUCGGGAUCAUUGCGCCGUUAACCGAGGUUUAACUGAGGUUUUCGAUUUCUUAAAGAAGCUUCUCUUCAUUUCAAAAUAACGGCCAGAGACAGAGGCUCAGGUAAUGCCAACUGUAAUAAUACCUGCCCAUACCUGUGGCCGAUAAACUGGUAUGAGCUUGUUUCAGAGAUGUAUUUCUGAAAGACGAGCUCCUUUACAGGCAGGUCAGGACUUUUGGGACAGUGCCUCAUAUUAGGUUUUCCCUUUAAUUGUGAACGAUAACCAAGCACAAAACACUAAGUGUACACUUCUGGCAUUUGCCUUAAUUUUUUAUUCUUGAAAAAGAAGUCAAAACCAUAUGAACAUUUUAUAUACUGGCCUUUCUACCGGUAGUGCCUCUGAAUGUGGGCUGUGCACGUACAACCUGUGCACGUUGCUGUGGUCUGCAGAGCUUGUUUUUCUAUAGAGCAUCUGUGUCUAUACACCGGCACUUAAACGUCUGCAAGAAAGAACCUCUUACCUUCUUACCUUACCUCUUACCUUUAAUCCGUCAGUUAAUAAGUGUCCCUUUUUCCCUUCAGUAACUAAAACUUCGGUUUGUUAGCUAAUGUUGUUAGUACUAAUCUUAUGAGAGACUGUAUUUUGUUUGGGGGGGGAGGUUGGGGGUUACUAAGUGACUAGUUAUUACAGUGGUUUCGCUGAGCAUCCUUGGUGUUUGAGCUUAGAGGAGCGAUACUGCAAACACUGUACCAGAGUUAUGUUGGCAUACAUACCCCUUUUUUCAAAGUUAUUCACAGAAAUGUGUUUCAAUGAUGUAAACCAUUGAAGACCUAUUACUCACCAUAGAUUUGAUUUCUAUUCAUUUCAGGACUUUGCAUUCUCCCGUGAUUACUGCGAUCAAAGCUUUUUGUUUGUUAGCAGUCAGCAAGGUAAUUUUUGUUUAUUAGCCUUAAAAGUGCCAUGAAUUUAACAUUAGUUGUGAUAACUGAAAAAUAAUAACACCAGCGUAUGUAUGAGCUUUUUAAAAUGACAUGUCUUUGUGUAGACGUAGGAUGUAAUUGUAGUCAGCAAGAGACAAUAAUUCCAGAAUGUUUCAAGGCCAAUCAGACGGAGUUUUCAGGUGCCACCUGUUGGAAGUCCUGACUCUGGAGAGUUGUGUUCUCUUGUCUAUCUAUACCAGAAAGUGCCGGUAAUUGCCAAGCCUUGUAUAUGUCUCUCUUUUUGAAGUGUAUAUUGGAAAUAAGUGCAAUUCUACUCUUGGGCACUCAACGCCUGUUGCUUGAAUAAAAUUGACUUUUCUCCCCAAA
This is a messenger RNA of Lampris incognitus (smalleye Pacific opah), 2612 nucleotides long. It is a transcript of the gene vamp3, whose product is annotated as vesicle-associated membrane protein 3 (cellubrevin). Gene Ontology annotation, cellular component: plasma membrane; SNARE complex. NCBI's taxonomy places the organism in Eukaryota, Metazoa, Chordata, Actinopteri, Lampriformes, Lampridae. Gene Ontology annotation, molecular function: syntaxin-1 binding; SNAP receptor activity. Gene Ontology annotation, biological process: SNARE complex assembly; vesicle-mediated transport; vesicle fusion. Bases 108 to 416 code for a protein of 102 amino acids. The transcript is spliced from 5 exons. The record is from RefSeq and is a predicted model, not a curated record.